AUGUGGGGACUUAGAAAUGUUGGAGAGAUUGUCAACGUUCAAGAAGUUUAUGAUGGUUACCCCAACAUAUUCUCUAUUGAACUUCAUCACGGAGGGAGUUUCACAAAGUUUCCAAAUAUCAGGUAUAUUAAUGGCCAAGUAAGGUACUUUGAUGUUGUCGACAUUGAUGAAUUUUCUGUUCAUGAACUAGACUCGAUGAUGAGAGAAUUAGGGUAUGAUGGUACUGAAAUCAUGUAUUACCAUUUCCGUUUGCCUAAUGAAGGAUUUGACUUUGGACUCCGAGCAUUAGGUAACGAUGAUGAUGUGCGUAAUCUCUCACGAUAUGUUACCCAUAAUAACAAAAUGAUUAAAGUGUACACAGAGCAUGGUCAAACGAACUUGCUUACAUAUUUUAUGUCCCCAACUGGUCCAAAAAGGGUUAUAAUAGAAGACAUGGAGAAGCAGGAUUGCAUUAGACCCUCAUCACCUGUAGUUGCUCAUGAAGUGGUAACUCCAAUCCAAAUUGAUGUUGGUGAGGGUGAUUUAGGGUUAGCAUUAACCUUAUACAAAUCAGCAACACCUGAAUUUAGUAGGUCUAAAGGUUGGAAACAUAGUAAAGGGGCAUCGUCUUGUAGUAGAAUGCUUAAAUUGGAUUGGGAAGGUGCUGAAAAAACAAUGGCAAGUGGUGAAGUUGAUAAGGGUAAGGGUGUAGAAGGAUUUGUAGAUGAAUUUGUUGUAGUUGAUGCAGAAAAAGAGUUAAACAAAGAGAUUGAUGUGAAUGAAGAACUUGAUGUGAACAAAUCCAAUGGUGAGGGUGUAGAAGGAUUUGCAGAUGAGGGGUAUAGAGUUGUCAUGGAUAAUGAUCCUCAAGGAGUCAAUGAAUUUUCAACUAACAUCAACAUAGAUGAUGAGUUAAUGACAAACUUUCAACCUUUUGAAGGGUUUGAAGACGAAGAUAGCAUCCCAUUUAAUGGGUUUGAAGGCCAAGAUAAUAUUCCUUUCAAUGAUGAGUGCAGACAAGAGGAGCCUGAUGACAUUGAGUUUGAGAAUCAAAACAGUGAAGAUGAAGAUAGUGACUUUAUGAUUGAUGAGGACAACAUAAUUGAAGAUGUUGACGUUGACAUGGAGGAUUUCAAUCUAAAUAUUGAUAUAGAAGCAGAGUUCAAUGGAUGUCAAAGAAUGGGUGGUCAAAGAAAUGAAGAUAGUGUUGAAGAAGAUGAUUUGGAGGUAAUUGACAAUGACGAGUGGGAUUCACUAAGUGAUGACUCAGGGGACAACAGGAAAAGAAGAGAAAUGAUCAAAGAGCUGGGGAAACAAACCUUAUGUUCUGCUGGUGAGGUGCACAAGGUAGCUUUUCAUAUUGGGCAGAAAUAUAAAGCCAAGAAAGAAUUGAAAGAUAAAAUUGACCUGCAUGCUUUAGAGACAAGGAGGAAUAUCUCAUUCACAAAAAACGACAAGAGUAGAUUAACAGCUGUUUGUGAUGGAACUGUAGUUUUAAAUGCAAGUGGGGUAGGUGGACCUACCCCUGGGAAAAAGGUAAAGGGAAGGGCAAUUUCAGACAUGUUAUUGAAUAACCUUUGUGAAGUGUUCAAUAGCAAACUUGUAAAAGGGAGAGACAAACCCAUUAUCAGUUGUUUGGAGUUCAUCAGAGAGUACCUUAUGAAGAGAGUAUGCAAUGUGAUGAAGGUGUUAAACAAGUGUCAAGGUCCAUUAACUCCAACUGGUACUAGGAUUUUGGAAGCAAACACAACACUAGCUAGCAAGUAUCAUGCACGAUGGAAUAGGGGACAAAAGUAUCAGGUUAAAGGUCCAUGGAAUGAUCAACAUGUGGUGGACAUGGAGAAAAGGGAGUGUAGUUGUAGAAAGUGGGAGCUUACUGGAAUUCCUUGCAAACAUGCUAUUGCAAGCCUAAAUGAAAUGGCAGACAACAAUGAAAAGGUGGAGCCUAUCAAAGGUAGAGCCAUGUGGCCUAAGAGUGACUGCCCAACAACUCUUGUGCCUCCACCACACAACAAAGCUAUAGGCAGGCCAAAAAAGAAAAGAAGGAUUACAGCAGAGGAAAGGAUUGAAAUCCAGCAACGUAAGAGGCAAGCAAACAGUCAAAGUCAAAAUGAUAAUGAAACUCAAUCACUGAGCAGGAAGUUUUUGACUGUUACAUGUAGUAAGUGUAAGCAAAAGGGUCACAAUGCCAGGACCUGCAAGGCCAAAGAUGGGAAUUGA
Messenger RNA from Lactuca saligna, 2199 nucleotides. NCBI's taxonomy places the organism in Eukaryota, Viridiplantae, Streptophyta, Magnoliopsida, Asterales, Asteraceae. The record is from the annotation of a GenBank genome assembly.